AUAAACUUUUGUCAAAGAUAUUUCGCGAGAACGCCACGUGUCGACGGUGUAAUGAUCGGAGGACCCAGCAAAAGUCUUCCUCAGACUGCUCAGCUCAACUCACUCAACUCAUCUCAAAGAUCAAGUCAUCCCCCGAAAAGUAUACAAAACAAAGCCCAAACCCCUAUAGACUUGACUUGACCAAUCGACACACCCUCUCCUCCUACCUAGGGUUUUCACUAUCCCUAAAUCUCUUCUCAAUUUUGAGAAGUAAUUUCGGCAACGUCGAUUCUGUCCCCCAAUUCAUCGCAAGUAGUCAUGGAGGUUCCGGGGAUGGAGGAGAAUGUGAAGUCUGAGGCUCAUUUGACUUCAGCAGCAGCUUUUGUGGAGGGUGGAAUCCAAGAGGCUUGCGAUGAUGCUUGCAGUAUAUGCCUUGAAGAUUUCUGCGACAGUGACCCCUCUACUGUUACUGGCUGCAAGCACGAGUUUCAUCUCCAAUGCAUUCUUGAAUGGUGCCAAAGAAGCUCGCAAUGCCCUAUGUGCUGGCAACCCAUCAGCCUGAAGGAUGCCACCAGCCAGGAGUUACUUGAGGCUGUUGAGCGGGAGAGGAGUUUAAGGUUUAACCCAUCGAGAAAUGCUACAAUAUUUCAUCAUCCUACUCUUGGAGAUUUUGAGUUGCAACAUUUAUCAGUGGGUGCUAGUGAUUCUGAGCUAGAAGAGAGAAUAAUUCAGCACUUAGCUGCUGCUGCUGCAAUGGGGCGAGCUCGGCACAUUGCUAGAAGGGAAGGCCAUAGAAAUAGGUCAUCAGCUCAGGGUCGUCCUCAGUUUCUUGUAUUUUCAACUCAUCCUAAUGAUAAUGCAGCAUCUACUGCUCCUGCUUCUUCCUCCCCAGGUCAGAGGGGGGAGGGUGAGCCAGUUCCUGGAAUCAACGUAGAUUUCCCCUCUGCAAAUCCAGGAGAGGAAUCAUCACAACCGAUUACUUCACAUCUUUAUACCCAAGCUGAACCUGUAUCUGCUUCAGCUUCAUCUUCAGCUUCAGCUUCUGGAUCAAGUGCCACUUCCCAACCAGGGUUCGCUUUAAAUAACAGUAUGUCACCAAGUCAGUCAUCUCCAAAUAGUCAGGAUAGAGCUGGACCAUCAGAUUUCCAAUCAUUUUCCGAAUCUCUGAAGUCUCGAUUCAAUGCAGUGUCAAUGAGAUAUAAAGAGUCAAUUUCAAAAAGCACAAAGGGUUGGAAAGAUAAAUUAUUCUCACGCAACACUUCCAUGGCAGACCUUGGUUCUGAAGUUAAGAGGGAGGUCAAUGCAGGUAUUGCAACUGUAUCUCGCAUGAUGGAGCGUCUGGAAACGAGAGAGAAUAGUAGAACUGGUGAUGCACCAGUAUCAAAUAAUGUAGAUAGUUCAGUUCCAGAAUCAAACCACCAGCGAGCCUCAGAUACUGGUGGUGACAAUUCCUUGAGUGACACUACUGUCAAGGCAUCAUGCGCUGGAGGUUCUAGCUCAAACUAAGCACUAUUUUUCAAUCAAAUCAGCUCAGAGCAUUUCUUGGUCAAGGGAUUUCAUAGCUGGUGGAAUUAGUGAUCACAUUGGAAAUUUGAUGUCUGUUUUAGGUGAGAUGUUGCGGAUAUAAUGCUAUGCCAUGCUCUUGGCGCCAGUGGAUAUACCUUUUCUUACAUUUUGAGAGAUUUUGAUCUUGAUAUGAAUAAAAGACGUAGUGGAAAUGGAAUAGAAAGCUCAUCACUCCAAACCAGAAAAGCAGUUUGUAAAUCAGUUUGUACUAAAGAAGUCAUUUAUGAAUAUAACUUUCGAGUCUUGCAGGCUAAUGCAUUCGUUUUAUAAGGAUGGUUUACAUUGUCUUUUAACUUUGAAUCUUGCUUGCAUAUAUUCCUGUAUAAGAAUUCCUUAUAUAUGUGACGUUAAAGAGAAAUAUAAUCGACAGUAUUAGCACUUUGGUCUUGCUACUCUAAUUCUUAAA
This is a messenger RNA of Humulus lupulus (European hop), 1951 nucleotides long. RefSeq names its product E3 ubiquitin-protein ligase RHF2A. The transcript is spliced from 9 exons. The record is from RefSeq and is a predicted model, not a curated record. Gene Ontology annotation, molecular function: ubiquitin-protein transferase activity. NCBI's taxonomy places the organism in Eukaryota, Viridiplantae, Streptophyta, Magnoliopsida, Rosales, Cannabaceae. Bases 298 to 1485 code for a protein of 395 amino acids.